UCGCGAGGGGUAUCGGCCGGUGUAUCGGAGAAGACCAAUAGGCAUUUGGGAGCAAAGCCAUUCCCUGGCUGGAGCAACACCAUGCUCUCGUGGCAGAGGACUGCCUUCCACUUCCAGCCCGAUAAGAACUGGAUGAACGAUCCUAAUGGUCCUGUAUACUACAAGGAAUGGUAUCACUUCUUCUACCAGUAUAAUCCAAACGAUGCCGUUUGGGGUGACAUAGUUUGGGGCCACGCAGUGUCAAGGGACAUGAUACAUUGGCUUUACCUUCCAAUCGCAAUGGUUCCAGACCAAUGGUACGAUGCAAAUGGUGUGUGGACCGGCUCAGCCACCAUCUUAUCCGAUGGCCAACUCGUCAUGCUCUACACCGGUUCGACCAACGAGUCGGUUCAAGUACAAAACCUGGCUUAUCCGGCUGAUCCUUCCGACCCUCUCCUUCUGAAUUGGACCAAGUACGACAAAAACCCGGUUCUAUCCCCUCCUCCGGGCAUUCAUUACCGCGACUUCCGCGAUCCGACGACGGCCAUGCUGACGUCGGAAGGCAAGUGGCGUAUCAGCAUUGGGUCCAAGAUCAACAAAACCGGCAUUGCGCUUAUCUAUGAUACUGAGGAUUUCAAAAAUUUCGAGCUCAAGAAUGGGUGGCUCCGGGCCGUGCAGGGAACCGGUAUGUGGGAGUGCGUUGACUUUUAUCCAGUGUCAAGCAUCAAUGAUGUUGGAUUGGAUACCUCUGCCUAUGGGGAUGGUGUUAAGCAUGUGGUGAAGGUGAGCUUGGAUGAUGAUAGAAAUGAUUACUAUGCAAUUGGUUCUUAUGAUGAGAAGCUUGCAAGCUUCUUGCCUGAUGAUGUUAAGAAUGAUGUUGGUAUUGGACUGAGGUAUGACUAUGGUAAUUUCUAUGCUUCCAAGACAUUCUUUGAUCCAAGUAAGCAAAGGAGAAUCUUGUGGGGUUGGAUUACAGAGUAUGAUAGCGAGUGUGUUGAUAGAACCAAGGGCUGGGCAUCACUUCAGGGCAUUCCGAGGACAGUGAGACUUGAUAGGAAGACAUGGAGCAAUUUGAUUCAGUGGCCUGUUGAGGAGGUGAAUAGUUUAAGAUUGAGAAGCAGUGAGUUUAAGGAUUUGAAGGCCAAGCCUGGUUCAGUUGUUCCACUACAAGUUGAAACAGCCACACAGUUGGAUAUUGUUGCGGAAUUUGAAGUAGACAAGGAAGCACUGAAGACAACAUUACCGGAGAGCGAUACAGACUACAUUUGCGAAAGCAGCGGCGGAGCUUCUGGCCGUGGUGCCUUGGGACCUUUUGGUCUUCUUGUGUUAGCAGAUGCUGGACUUUCUGAAUUUACUCCUUUGUACUUCUAUGUCUCCAAAGGACUCAAUGGAAGUCUUCGCACUACUUUCUGCUCUGACCAGUCAAGGUCUUCUGUAGCAACGAAUGUUAACAAGAAGGUGUUAGGUAGCGUUGUGCCAGUUUUUGGAGGUGAAAAGUUGUCUUUAAGAGUACUGGUGGACCAUUCUAUAGUUGAAAGCUUUGCUCAAGGUGGAAGGACUUGUGUCACAUCUCGGGUGUAUCCAACAAGAGCAAUCUAUGGAGCUGCCAAAUUAUUCGUCUUCAACAAUGCAACUGAUGCCACUGUCACAGCAUCAAUCAAAGUUUGGCAGAUGAACUCCGCAUUUAUUCGCCCAUACCACCCUGAAACUGACACUUAG
Arachis stenosperma is the source of this 1698-nucleotide messenger RNA. Its product is annotated as acid beta-fructofuranosidase-like. Gene Ontology annotation, molecular function: hydrolase activity, hydrolyzing O-glycosyl compounds. The transcript has 6 exons. Gene Ontology annotation, biological process: carbohydrate metabolic process. The record is from RefSeq and is a predicted model, not a curated record. Bases 82 to 1698 code for a protein of 538 amino acids. Lineage: Eukaryota; Viridiplantae; Streptophyta; Magnoliopsida; Fabales; Fabaceae.